Messenger RNA from Hydra vulgaris (swiftwater hydra), 1146 nucleotides. RefSeq lists its product as uncharacterized. The record is from RefSeq and is a predicted model, not a curated record. Lineage: Eukaryota; Metazoa; Cnidaria; Hydrozoa; Anthoathecata; Hydridae.
AUGACUGAGUUUUGUAAUACUGCAAGUAGUGUCUCGGUAUCAGCUACAGCGAGAGCAAGUUCAAAUUCACUAAUUAUGUCAAUAAUGUCAGCACCAGUUCCAGGUAGUGCUAAUAGUGUCCCUGCAGUCUCAGCUACAGCGAGUUCAAACUCAUUUAUGUCAGCACCAGUUCCAGGUAGUUCAGCGAGUUCAAACUCACUAACUAUGUCAGCACCAGUUCCAGGUAAUUCUAAUAGUGUCUCAACAGACUCAGCUACAGCAAGUUCAAGCGUCUCAACUAUCUCAGCAGUGUUACUCCUGGCUCUGACGACCCACACUGUCAACACCGAUGUGGCUAAGUGGAUUAUAACCGACAACCUGCGUGAGUAUUUCAGCAAAAGUGCAGAUGGGUUUUUAUCAUGCCAACAUAUGGAUAGCGAUUUUAAAUUAUCUACUAAAGUACUGCCUGGUGACACUUUUAAGUUUAAACGACAGUGUACAAAGUCCCUUUUUUUCCGGGAAAAAGUGAAUGGUGAGAAAAUUAAGAGAGACUGGAUUUGCUAUUCCCCAUCAACUGGUAAGGUUUUCUGCGCCCAUUGUAAAUUAUUUAAUUCAAAAUGUGGAAUUGGAGCAUCUGCUUUGAUGUCAUCAGGAUAUGAUGAUUGGAAACACCCUGCAAGAGACUUAGCUCGCCAUGAAACAAGUGAAACCCACAUUCAAUCAAUUGAAACCCUUUUAACACGUAGGAAAGCUGGAGAGCACAUUAGUAAAAGGCUCACAGAGCAAUUUGAAUCAGAGAAAAAGUACUGGAAUGGCAUACUGUUGCGUAUUCUUACCGUAAUCAAAAUGUUAGCAUCGCUUGGGUUGUCAUUCCGUGGCAGUAACGAAAUUGUGGGUUCUGUCAACGAAAAAGAAGCAAAAUACUUUGCAGUUAGUGUUGACUCAACACCAGAUAUUUCACAUGUAGAUCAGCUUACCAUUAUAUUCCGUUACAUGACUUCUAAAGGACCAGCUGAACGUUUUGUGACAUUUAUCCCUAUAGAAAAGCACACUGGGGAAGGAUUAGCAACAAAGUUACUUGAUUUUAUAGAAAAUACUGGCAUUUCAAUUAAAGACUGCCGAGGUCAAUCCUACAAUAAUGCUGCCAACAUGAGUGGUCGAACAUAA